Messenger RNA from Trichoderma virens Gv29-8, 1028 nucleotides. RefSeq lists its product as uncharacterized. The record is from RefSeq and is a predicted model, not a curated record. The coding region runs from base 1 to 417 and encodes 138 amino acids. The transcript has 5 exons. Lineage: Eukaryota; Fungi; Ascomycota; Sordariomycetes; Hypocreales; Hypocreaceae. Gene Ontology annotation, biological process: endoplasmic reticulum to Golgi vesicle-mediated transport; retrograde transport, endosome to Golgi. Gene Ontology annotation, cellular component: Golgi membrane; Golgi cis cisterna; endoplasmic reticulum.
AUGUCCAUGUGGCUCUCUGAUAACCAGAAGAUUGGGGUGGUUUUCUGCUCUGGCGGUGGUCUCUUCCUCAUCGGUGGAGUGAUGCUAUUCUUUGAUCGCGCUAUGCUUGCGAUGGGAAAUAUCCUCUUCCUCAUCGGCUUGACGAUAAUCAUCGGUCCUCAAAAAACAUUCUUCUUCUUCGCCCGGAAACAGAAAGCAAAAGGCACAGCCGCAUUCUUUGCAGGCCUCACGCUGAUAUUGAUAAAAUGGACCUUUAUCGGCUUCAUAGUAGAAGCGUAUGGAAUCGCCAUAUUAUUUGGUGAUUUCUUGGGCACGAUUGCAGGAUUCGCCCGAGGCUUGCCUGUGAUCGGGCCCUACAUCGGCAUUCUCGCAGAUCGGAUAGGUCUGGGCCGCCGCAACGCCGAGCUGCCCGUCUAAUAUCCACGUGCGCUUUUGCUCCGAUGACAGCUGCCAUGUCAUGAUCUGGUUGUACGUUGAAAUGCUGGAGAAUCCGAGGAUGGGGUGAUGAUAGCGAAGAUGCUCAAGGGCUGGUAAUAACUUAGCUCGUGUGAGCAGCGACAUCGGCGUUUGUGGCGUUAACUGAACAGCGGCUUUCAGGGAGACUGAACGAUGUAACAAUACUGAUGGAAUGUAAAAUAUAUGUAUCAGCCUAGGCCUAGGCUUAGGUAGGAUGUUUAUGAUACAAGCUGAUUAGCGAUAGCUGAUAGCCAACAUGAAGAAUCACUUUGAACCAGCUUGGUAUAGGCAAGAUUAAUUCUGACGUCAAGGGGCAACGCAAGUUGGUUAGGAGAGCCAUUUUGUGAUGAGACUUGAAAAUGCUGAUUUUUUUGUCUGUGUCGAGAAGAUGUCUCUAUCCUCCCAAACUAUGGCAGUUAAGUUGCGAAUAUUCCCACAGAAACUCCCCCAUCCCCCCCUAUAUCAUCCAACGCUCUGGUACUACUGCUCGACACCUUGAAUUUUUAUGCUAUUUUGACACUCAUCUAUCGAUGGUCAAAUUAAUAUCCGGUUUUCUUGAGGUGGUCGGCGAG